AGCUGGAGGGUGUACUGUGUGCGUUCCCGCAGCAACAGUGAAGAUGGCUGCACUCACAUCUCUCACCCAGCUGUCAAGUGGGAACCAUGUGUACGAGAACUUUUAUAGACAGGUGGACCCAGGAAACACAGGGAGAGUAGGACCCACGGAAGCUGCAUUGUUCCUGAAGAAAUCGGGCCUUCCUGAUGUCACUUUGGGAAAGAUCUGGGAUUUGGCAGACCCAGAAGGGAAAGGGUUCUUGGACAAACAGGGGUUCUAUGUAGCUCUGCGGUUGGUGGCCUGUGCACAGAGCGGACAAGACGUCAGCCUCUCAAGUUUGAACCUCACUAUCCCUCCCCCAAAAUUUAAGGAUACUAGCAGCCCAUCUCUCAGCACAUCAUCGGUCUCUAGUGAACCCCACUGGGCUGUGAGGCCUGAAGAAAAGGGUAAAUUCGAUGGCAUAUUUGAAAGCCUUGCACCAGUCAGUGGACUCCUCUCUGGUGACAAAGUAAAACCAGUUCUAAUCAACUCAAAACUACCUCUGGACGUGUUAGGAAAGGUUUGGGAUCUCAGUGACAUUGAUAAAGAUGGACAUCUGGAUCGAGAUGAAUUUGCAGUGGCCAUGCACCUGGUCUAUCGGGCCCUGGAGAAGGAACCGGUCCCCUCUGUUCUCCCCUCCUCUCUCAUCCCUCCAAACAAGAGAAAGAAGUCAUUGGUGGGCUCCCUUCCUGGCAUGGUGCCUGUGUUGCCCGCCAGUCCCCCGCCCCCCAAGGACAGCCUGCGCUCCACCCCUUCCCACGGUAGCAUGAACUCCCUCAACAGCGCUGGCAGCCUCUCCCCCAAACAUUCACUAAAAUCUGCACAGCACUCAGUGAACUGGGUAGUCCCGGUGACAGACAAAGGGCGCUAUGAUGACAUCUUCCUGAAGACAGACUUGGAUCUAGAUGGCUUUGUCAGCGGCAUGGAAGUCAAGGACAUCUUCAUGCACUCAGGGCUGCCGCAGAACCUACUGGCACAUAUAUGGGCCCUGGCAGACACCAGGCAGAUGGGGAAGCUGACGCGGGAGCAGUUUGCUCUGGCCAUGCACUUCAUCCAGCAGAAAGUCAGCAAAGGCAUGGACCCUCCUCAGGCCCUGACCCCUGACAUGAUCCCUCCUUCAGAGAGGGGCACUCCUGUGCCAGUGUGUACCACUCCCUCCCAUAGUAUGUCUGGUUAUAUGACUCCUGUGGGCUCUGAGAUGGCUGCUCUGUCUGAGAUGAGGCGGCAAAUAAUGUUCAAGUUCUGGGACAGCUCCAGUUCUGUGGGGUCAGGGUCAGAGUUCACUGGAAUCAAGGAGCUGGACGACAUCAGUCAAGAGAUCGCUCAGCUGCAGAGGGAGAAGUAUACGCUGGAGCAGGACAUCAGAGAGACAGAGGAGGCCAUCAGAAACAAGUCCUCGGAGGUGCAGGAGAUGCAGAAUGACCUGGACAGAGAGACGUGCAGCUUACAGGAGCUGGAGGCCCAGAAUCAGGAUGCUCAGGAGCGGCUGGAGGAGAUGGACCAGCAGAAGGCCAAGCUGGAGGACAUGCUCAACGACGUCCGGAUCAAGUGCAAUGAGGAGUCCCAAAUGAUUUCGUCCCUGCAGAACCAGAUCCACUCCCAAGAGACUGACCUGCAGAGCCAAGAAGAGGAGCUGAGUCGAGCCAAGGCAGACCUGAACCAGCUGCAGCUGGAGGAGAGCCAGCUGGAACAGAGCCUAACGGCCGGCAAGUUCCAGCUAGAGACCAUCAUCAAGUCCCUCAAAGCCACCCAGGACGAGAUCAACCAGGCUCGCAGUAAGCUGUCUCAGAUCCAGGACAGCCAGCAGGAGAUGACUAAGAGCAUCGAGCAGUACAACAACACACUGAACGGGACCCACGGAGGCAGCAUGACCAACCUGGCUGACAUGAGCGAGGGAUUCCACGACCGCGAGAACGGAGGGUUCGGAGCCAUGGAGGACCCGUUUAAGGUGAAGACAUCUGGGUUCAAUAGCGUCCCUCAGGAGAUGCACACAGACCCCUUCCACUCCGAAGACCCCUUCAAGACAGACCCGUUCAAAGGUGACCCCUUCCAAAGCGACCCUUUUGCAAAGCAGCCAUCACUACCAGCGGCCGCAGAUCUCUCUCUCCACCCAGACCCCUUUGGGGGGGACCCCUUCAAAGAGACGGACCCCUUCAAGGCCUCGUCGGAAGACUUCUUCAAGAAGACCACCAUCAAGGCAGACCCCUUCAGCACACCCGACCCCUUCAGUAAAAGUGCCACGCUCCCCACCAAGACUAGUCACUUUACAACCAACACAGACCCUUUCAUAUCCAUUAGCCCAAAACCCACCAGAGGCCCAGGACCAGGUACUUGCUCAGGCCCAGGACCAGGUACUUGCUCAGGCCCAGGACCAGAUCUCUUUGGCACGCUGGACCCCUUUGGAAGCAGUACUGCCUUUGGAGGCAGUAACAGCUCAUUUGGCAGUAACAGUGGGUUUGCAGACUUCAGCCAAAUGUCAAAGGUCAGAGACCCGAUGGAAGGAAGAGGAGGCUUUCCAGAAUACCAGCAGUCGGGGUUCGUGGACGACCCCUUCAGUAGAAAGCAGGACGGCCCAGCUCUGCCGCCCAAGAAGAGCAUUCCACCCAGACCCAAACCACCCAGUGUGAAACACACAGAAGAACGUUGUAAAAGCACCCCCGUCAACAUGCCUGGAGGAGCAGGCGACUCGGCCAAGCCCUGCGACCCCUUCCAGCCGUUCGGCAGUGACGCCAUCGACCCCUUUCAGAGUAAAAAGGGGGUUGGAGACCCCUUUAGUGGCAAAGAACCUUUUGCUCCAUCUUCCUCAAGUAAAGCCUCUAAAGACUCUUCCUUGGGUUUUGCAGACUUCAGUUCUGACCAGAAAAAGUUAAGUUUGGAAAUGAGGCCCAGCAACUGGAGUGGGCGAAGCGAGAGAGUGAGCGAGCGGAGCGGGAGCGGCUGAAGAGACUCCGGCAGCAGGAGCAGGAGGACUUAGAGCUGGCCAUCGCUCUCAGCAAGGCUGAGAUGUCCCACGGGUGACCUGGACUUGACUGGACACACACACACAUACAUAGAGAUAUGCACAAAUAGACAAACACACACAUAGACAAACUCUUACUAGCAUUACUAGUACAUAAACACACUCACUCACACACACACACACACACACACACACACACAUAAGUAUACAACUCACACACAAUAACCCACACACUGUGAAGGACCUGGAGCAGGCCAUUUCCCUCAGGGCCGAUGUGCCCAACACAUGACCGCUUCCUCAACCACGCACACACAAACACACACACACCACCGCUACAACACACAUACACACUCCACCUGAUACGCACACACAGAUACACACACCUCACCACACAUUCCCCAGACCGACAAACUCAAAGCAAAACAAUAACAAAACAGAACUUUUGGGGUCAGCCUGGACCCUAUGUGGAAACAGAACUGGAUUUGACUUUACAGUGGGAGGUUGGAGUGGGGGGUGGAAGACAGCAAUCACAAUCUCUCUUACUGUUUUUAAUUGAUAGGUGGGGAGGGGAACGGAUGAUGACCCGUGGUUUGUGAAUAAAAUGAUGCACUGUUUAAAUGCACUACAGAGGCUGGCUUAACAUGUAAAGAUGUAAAGAUGAACAUAAUAUGUGUCUGUCUGGUGAGGGAGCAUGGAUCCCCUCACUGGACCGACUAGAGCUCUGACAGAUGUGAAGAAGGGAAUAGCUAAAGGUGAUGCUGGGUUAACAGGUAGCUUAGUGGUUAAGAGCGUAGUGCCAGUAACCGAAAGGUUGCUGGUUCUAAUCCCCAAGCCG
Messenger RNA from Coregonus clupeaformis (lake whitefish), 3812 nucleotides. RefSeq names its product epidermal growth factor receptor substrate 15-like 1. The transcript is spliced from 27 exons. Gene Ontology annotation, biological process: endosomal transport; endocytosis. Gene Ontology annotation, molecular function: cadherin binding; calcium ion binding. The record is from RefSeq and is a predicted model, not a curated record. Lineage: Eukaryota; Metazoa; Chordata; Actinopteri; Salmoniformes; Salmonidae. Gene Ontology annotation, cellular component: clathrin coat of coated pit; cytoplasm; plasma membrane. The coding region runs from base 44 to 2959 and encodes 971 amino acids.